UGCAACGUUAGUGAACAAGCUGAUAUCGAGACGCGUCAGUUCACAGAGGACCUCCGUUCCGUCGGAUGUGAGGAAACUUUUUUGUCCGUAAAUUUGUCAAGUUCUCGCAUCGAGACUUUGUAAUUUCGUGGUUUCCCGAAGGAAUGAUUUUGUAAUCAUGAAAAGUGUAAGACUGUGCGAGGUUGGCUAACAUCGAUAAAAGCGAGAACGAGCCGACGACGAUCUCGACGAGGAUGGCGAACACGAAUAAUUGCCGUUUGUGAGUGUCGGCGCCGAGAGAGAGGAUCGCGGAAGGCCACGUUCGUGUCGGUACGAGAGAAGAGCAGCGAUGUCGGUGAAGCUUCGAACGAGAUCCGCCCAGCCGGCUUCAAGUGUUCAGCUUCGUCCCUCGGGAUCGACCAGCCUGUAAAAAAGUUGGAUGAUCGUUGUUCGACAAAGAGGAUCAAAAAGAAACGGAGGGCCGUGGUACUGCCUUUUCGUAGCGGAGUAGAAAACGCGAAGAGAUAUUUUGGUAAAUAGUAUCUUAGGUAAUUGGUGAAACGGUAUCACGGCGCGAGACUCGACUAGUCGCUAUCGGCGAUAAAACCACGUUAAAUGGUCGCAUUUGGCGCACAAUUUCUACUUUUCUCGCGCGUGCCGUGUACCGUGUUCGUUAUUUGCUCGUGAAAAUCAUCGACGAUUUCCGAGUAAGAAGCUGGAGAAUCGUGAACGUUCUCCGGUCGAAUUUAACCACGAUUAAGCGACUCGUGGUGAAAGUGAAGUGUCUCGGUCUUGGUGACAUGGCCUUCAUGAUGAAGAAGAAGAAGUACAAAUUCUCGGUGGAGGUGAACCUGGAGGAGCUGACCGCGGUGCCAUUCGUGAACGCAGUGCUGUUCGCUAAGCUCAGACUUCUCGACGGUGGAUCUUUCGUCGAUCAUUCGACCAGGGAGGAAGUGCAGGAGCAUACCGUCAGAUGGGACGCUAAAUUCGAGUUUUUAUGCAAAAUGAGUGCCAAUGCGUCCACCGGUGUUCUCGAUCCGUGUAUUUUAAGGAUAUCCGUGAGAAAGGAACUGAAGGGAGGCAGGUCCUUCCAGAAGCUUGGUUUCACCGACCUGAACCUCGCCGAAUUCGCAGGAGCUGGACUCUGCAGAACGAGGUAUCUUCUGGAAGGCUACGACUCGAGACACAGACAGGACAAUUCCAUGUUACGCGUUGCCAUCAAGAUGAACAUGCUGUCCGGAGAUAUUCUGUUCAAAGUGCCGUCUCCGUCGUUGAAGCAAACGCAGCUCGCAGUACCUGGCGUACCAGGUGUUUCCGGUGUGACGACGGACGAAACUGCAUCCGAGAGGUGUACCAAUCGAGAAGAUUACGUGUCCACUGGUUCGUUAGCUGGAAGUAUAGCUAGUGCUAGCAGCGGUUUUGGUAGUCUUCCCAAAAAGAGGCCUGCCCUCUUUUCCUCGGAGCUUCUCAGCGGGGCGGAGUCCUACGAUCCAAUGACCCUGAGCGAGAUCGUACCGUCGGCUCUUCCGGUGGAGACUCUAACCGAAGCGCACACAGAGUCAGGCCAUUCUCGCAAUAGCAGCAACACCAGCCAACUGAGCAAAGGCUCCGGCUAUGGAUCUUUAAAUUCACACAGUCAACACAGUAGGCAGAGCAGUAGUGGUGACAGUGGCCACAUUAGGUCACCCUCCUGGCCGGUAUGGGCUCCACGUAUCCCCAAUGUCUCCCAAAAGUCCUCGAGCCAGCAGCCUGCCAGACCCGAGACCUCUCUCGACUCCGAAUCCCCAUCCUCGUCUUCCUCGACGCUGCUGGACCCACGAAAUAGGUUCUGGUCUACGUCCAGCCCUCUUUCGUCGCGCGAGGGAAAAUCGAUCGCGCGCAAUCCUCUAAGAUCGAGCAUAGCAGCCGUUCCUCUAUCGAACGACCAAAGCGAAACGAAUCGAUGGAAGAACGGCGUCGCUUCGAGCGACAACAGUCGCCUUAACGAAACCGUCGGUAACGACGCUGGCGUGUUCAAAGUGCCUGGACCACAGGACGUUCCGCGGCACUUGCGAAAAAACGUCGAGAGGAAUAGCUUCGACGCGCGAAACGAACGUAACGCGAUGAAUUCGCCGACGGACGAUCGGAACGAUCGAUGGAACAGCGUGAUCGUGCCGACCGCGAAACCGAGAAUCGGUCAUCCAGGUUGGAGAGGUAUCUCGAAAACCUGCGACUGCAUCGAGAAAGGCAAGAUCAGCCCGGUUUUGCGGUUAGCUGACCAGGCCAGAGCCGUAUCCUCUCCCGAUCCCCUUCAUAGGCCCGAUAACCCCAGAGCCUCGCUACGUUCCGCGACGACCGCUCAGACCCUCAGGGGUAUUGGCGGAAGUCACCGGAAGUUGCUGGACGGGGCGGGGGGCAAGCUGGCUACGGUCGCCACCAGCCCAGCGGACUCCGAAGAGUCCUCCUUAGGGGUACCGGAAGUCGCUCCACCGAGCUCCCAGCACCGAAACAGCAUAACCCCACCAAAUCCUUCCGGUGGUUCCGGUCUCAGCGAAACGGGAUCUCUGGACCGAGCAAAGGCGGCGUUGGAGCGUAGGAAAAAAGCGGAAGACGGCGCGGGAAAUCCCAUCCUGUGCAGGGUCGAAGUGACCAGGCCAAACCCGGAUUCCCUGAUCGACGAACUGAUCAAGGCAACGAACUUGGAGCAGACGGAUCUCGAGAGUUCCGAGACAACCGGACUCCAGCUAUUCAUAGCGAAAGACGGGACGACCGCGCUCGGUAGCCACGAGAUCAAAAGUCAGAUGCCCGCGGGUGUGUUCAAGCAGGUGGUGAUGGAAGAGAAUAAUAGGUAACACGAAGCUAUGGCGGCGAGAAGACAGUACGCGAGACAGGCCAGCGCUACGUUUUCGCUGGCCCUGGUGCCAGAGCUCGUCUACGAGGCCUACGAGCCCCGGUAGUUGCGAGGACAACGAAGCUGGACGAGGGAAUCGUCGAGAGGACGGUGAACGCGGCGACGAUGGACUAACGCCGGUGCACCUGCAUCUCCUAUCUAAAUUAUUCGUUUCGGUCGCCUAUCCGCCCUAUCGGCGUUCGGCGCUUUACGCUUCUCGUACGUCGUACCGGUAACCAGAUCGAUCGUCCUUUGCGCUCAAACCUUGCUAAAUCUUUCUUUUUAUAUGUCGAAUCUAAAUUUAUGCGACUAAUUUCGCGGUCCGUGGUAAUCGAAACGGGACGAAACGCUUCGAGUCGUACAGGACGCUUGGUCGAUGAAAACCGGCCGGCACGGGUGCACGCAACUCGUCGACCACGCGACGCGUAUUCUCUUCCGCCAAGUCGAAGCACAAUACAAAAUGAUUCCUCUUUUUCCUUUCUUCUUUUCCUUUCUUUUAUUUUUCAAUUUUCUUCUCGUCGACCGUGCUUCGAGAGGAAAUCGGAAAGCGUUGUUCUCGUAAUUGAACGAAGACAGAGA
Molecule: messenger RNA, 3427 nt
Organism: Bombus impatiens (common eastern bumble bee)
Lineage: Eukaryota; Metazoa; Arthropoda; Insecta; Hymenoptera; Apidae
Product: protein FAM102B
Exons: 11
Coding region: 780-2810 (676 amino acids)
Source: RefSeq, a predicted model, not a curated record